AUGCUACCAACAGACGUUGCUCGUUCUUUGAGCCCACAAUGGCCGUGCCGCGAUGUCCAGGCGCGGCAGCUGGCCAGUCUCCUCAGUCCCCAGACGCCUAGCCCCCCUACGCUGGUUGUGCACGGCAUUUCAGCAACUUGCAAGUCAACUAUCACACGCGCAGUUCUCUCCGCACUCGAAGUGCCGCACGCCGUCGUCCGAAGCUCGGAAUGCAUCACAGGGCGGCAUCUAUUGACGAAGAUCUUGUGGGCGACUCUGGAAGCUCUGAAUCGGAAAGACGAAUGGGAGAAAUUUGGCAAGGGACGCGUUGAGCACGUCAGUACCCUGGCAGUCCUGCUGGACGAAUGUCUUUCCUCGAGAGCGGCCGACAAGACGGGCAAGUUCGUGCUGGUGCUGGAUGAGAUUGAUCGGCAAAGAGAAGCACCACCGACGCUCUUGUCCGCCUUGGCACGACUUGGAGAAAUUAUCCCAUCUCUCUGCGUUGUCUUAAUUCUCAGCUCCACACCACGACCGCUUUUCCUCCAAAAUGCAGCCGUUCCGCACAUCAGCUUCCCUCCGUACACGCGCAAGGAGGCCAUUGCAAUCAUCCUGAAUUCAGAACCGCCAACUGUGGAAGGGUUGCCAGCAGAAACCUCGUCACAGAUAUACCCAAACUUCGUGUUGACAAUAUACGAUACGCUUGUUGGACCGACAGCUGGAUCUAUCCCUGUUUUCCGAUCCAUCUGCUCAAGACUCUGGCCUCAAUUUGUUGCCCCAAUUGUGAACGGCGAGGCUCCUCCCGGCGGGAAUGCAGAGUGGGAUUUCUCGCACUUGGUUGUCAAGAACAGAGUGCUCUUCCGACAUCAAGGAGAGUCAGCUCUGGUACAUCGGAUUGUUCCCGAAGAAGCUGCCACCGCAACAUUGAAACCACGCGUUCCCUUGGCUGCCAGCGCAGUGCCCUCAGCUCUUCCCUCUUUGCCCUACUUCUCUACACUGAUCCUAACAUCUGCCUAUUUGGCUUCCCAUACGCCCCAGAGACUGGAUACAAUCUUCUUCUCUAAGUUCUCAUCCUCAUCACUGUCCGCCCGCAACAAACGUGCGCACCACCGUCGUCGCCUGAAGGUUCUUUCACAGGCUCAGGCCGAAGAGCAAGCCGCUGGCGGAGGUCCGUCCACCCCAGGCAAAAAAGGCAAGCGAAGCAAGACCCGCAUCACCAAAUCGACGCUCUCGUCUGCAUUCGCGACGUCCUCGGCUACCACGUCUGCCAUGGGCGGCGGAGCCGGUAUCGCAGGUCCAUCCACGAUCCUCACAGCUCGUCCCUUCCCACUGGAACGGCUUCUUGCAAUAUAUCAUGCCAUCGACCCCAACCCGCCAGCAAAUCCGAUCCGUGUUGGCGCCGUCGCAGACCAGAUCUACGCUGAGCUAGCUACUCUCCGUCGUCUACGUCUGGUUAUUCCCGCAUCGGGUCAUGGCGGCGGAGUCUCUGGUAUCGGUAGCGGAAAUACUACUGCCGAUGCUGGCGACAAAUGGUCCGUUAAUGUGACGGGAGAGUGGAUCGGUGAGCUAGCCAAGGGCAUUGGUGUCGAGGUCGGGGAAUGGCUGGCUGGUGGUUUAGACUGA
Molecule: messenger RNA, 1599 nt
Organism: Penicillium lagena
Lineage: Eukaryota; Fungi; Ascomycota; Eurotiomycetes; Eurotiales; Aspergillaceae
Product: origin of replication complex subunit 5 family protein
Exons: 3
Coding region: 1-1599 (532 amino acids)
Biological process (GO): DNA replication; DNA replication initiation
Cellular component (GO): nuclear origin of replication recognition complex; nucleus
Molecular function (GO): DNA replication origin binding
Source: RefSeq, a predicted model, not a curated record